AGGGGGGUGGAGGCGGAAGUGGCGGCGCCGGCCCCGGGAGUAGGAAGGAGCCGGGGCUGCAGCCGGAGUGGAGCGGCUGCCAGCCGAGGAGCAGGCGCGGCCGCGGCGCCAUAUUGCGGCCCCAAGCGGCCGCGACCGAGUCAUGGCCGAGACCUACGACUUCCUCUUCAAAUUCCUGGUGAUUGGCAGCGCAGGAACUGGAAAAUCAUGUCUCCUUCAUCAGUUCAUUGAGAAUAAGUUCAAACAGGACUCCAACCACACAAUCGGCGUGGAGUUUGGAUCUCGCGUGGUCAACGUGGGUGGAAAGACUGUGAAGCUACAGAUUUGGGACACAGCCGGCCAGGAGCGGUUUCGGUCGGUGACACGGAGUUAUUACCGAGGCGCGGCUGGAGCUCUGCUGGUGUAUGACAUCACCAGCCGGGAGACCUACAACUCGCUGGCUGCCUGGCUGACGGAUGCCCGCACGCUGGCCAGCCCCAACAUCGUGGUCAUCCUCUGUGGCAACAAAAAGGACCUGGACCCGGAGCGUGAGGUCACUUUCCUGGAGGCCUCCCGCUUUGCCCAGGAGAACGAGCUAAUGUUCCUGGAGACUAGUGCCCUCACGGGUGAGAACGUGGAGGAGGCUUUCCUGAAGUGUGCCCGCACCAUCCUGAACAAGAUCGACUCAGGUGAGCUCGACCCCGAGAGGAUGGGCUCAGGCAUUCAGUAUGGGGACGCGUCCCUCCGCCAGCUGCGGCAGCCUCGGAGUGCCCAGGCCGUGGCCCCUCAGCCCUGUGGCUGCUGAGACGUCCGGAGCCAGCUCACCUGUUCUCCAGGACCAGCCCUGCCCUCUGGCUGGGGCCUAGCCCCAGGCCCUGGGAGGCAGAGCCCCUCACCUGUCCUGGCCCCAGAGAAGCUGCCCCGCCACCUAUCCCCCUUCCCUGGCCUGGUGGGGCCUGGCUGAGGGGCAAGACUGAGCCACGGGGGAAGGGGGAAUCCGUACCUGCUGCUGCUUCCUCUGUCUUGGCUAACCCCUGUCCCCCCUGAAACCCUAACCAUACUCUAAGAGUUCCCAAAGCCUGAGACCAGGGCAAUUGGCCCCAGCUCCCCGCCUGGCCCUGCCAUUGCGAGUAUGUGUUAUUUAUUGCCUGGAGGCCUGUUCAGUCCCUACUCCACCUCCAUAAAGCAUUGUUUACACCUGC
Messenger RNA from Lynx canadensis (Canada lynx), 1181 nucleotides. RefSeq names its product RAB4B, member RAS oncogene family (gene RAB4B). Lineage: Eukaryota; Metazoa; Chordata; Mammalia; Carnivora; Felidae. Gene Ontology annotation, cellular component: endosome. Gene Ontology annotation, molecular function: GTP binding; GTPase activity. Bases 143 to 784 code for a protein of 213 amino acids. The transcript is spliced from 8 exons. Gene Ontology annotation, biological process: Rab protein signal transduction; regulation of endocytosis. The record is from RefSeq and is a predicted model, not a curated record.